AUGACGAUUAUGGUGUCGAAGACGGUGACGACGACGGUGACGAUGACGAUGACGGUGACGGAUGACGAUGAUGAUGAAUAUGACGAUGACGAUGUUGACGAUGAUGAUGAUGAUGACGACAUUAAUGAUGACGAUGACGUUGAUGAUGACGCUGACGAUCUUGAUGAUGAAAGUGAUGAUGCCGAUUACGAUGACGAUGACAAUGACGAUGUUGAAUGA
Messenger RNA from Parnassius apollo (apollo), 219 nucleotides. The record is from the annotation of a GenBank genome assembly. NCBI's taxonomy places the organism in Eukaryota, Metazoa, Arthropoda, Insecta, Lepidoptera, Papilionidae.